AUGCGGACUGGGGAUGCUUCAAAUUCCUUUACAACGUCUACUGCUAAACCAUCUUCUGCUGCUAAACCGCCUUCUGCAACUAAACCAAGAUCAGUUCUUCCUCAGAAAUGUACGACUUCUGCUGGUGUUGCCCAUAGUUCACUAAAUCAGAGUAGUUUUGAGAAAGGUGACUUGCAAUCCACUUUAUUAGAUGGAGAUAAAAUUAGUCGACCGGACCUUGAUCUUUCAGCUAUUAAUGAUAAAACUGUUUGCAAAAAGACUCCUAGUUCAAACUCUGCUUGCAAAGGAGAUACAGGGACACAAAAAGCCAAAAAGGCGAAGGGAAAGGAUUCUGGUACUCUGGAAGAGCUGGAGUCUCAGACACUGCUUUUAACAUAUCUAAGGAUAAAGGCAGGAAAAAAUCUUGCUGAGCUGGAGAAAAAAGCAGAAAAAAACUUGAUCAUGUUGUGUGAAGAAAAGGAGAGACAACAGGAGAAGCUCUGCAAGUUGAAGCGUGAAAUUCUACUCAAAGAGAGAGAGCAGAAACUUGAUGAUGCAUUAGACAAACAGAUGGAAGUACUUGCUCCCCUUGUUCCUGUUUGUGAACAGUUUAAAGAGCAGUAUAAAAGCUUUGCAGUUGCCCUGGAUGCCACUAGACAUGAAUUACCCAUAAAGAAUAUCCACAUAGAAGGAGAUAUGCUAACAUACCUUGAUGAACUACAAAAGCAGUUAACUAUCACACAGGAACUUCUGACAGAGGUUAUGCCAAGCUACUCAGAAGAAAGUGCAAAAGCAUGUAGUGUACUGAAAGAGCUUAAAGAAACGUCUCAGAAACUGGAUAAAGACCUUCAAAGGAGCUUCACGCAAGUGCAGAACCUGUCGUUUGAAGUUAGUAAAGAAGUUUCUCUGCAUAAUCAGAGAAUAUGUGAAGAGAAUCAUGGACUAGAUGUUGUCAAACACUGGUACUUCGACUAA
This is a messenger RNA of Charadrius vociferus (killdeer), 954 nucleotides long. RefSeq names its product HAUS augmin-like complex, subunit 8 (gene HAUS8). Gene Ontology annotation, biological process: centrosome cycle; spindle assembly. Gene Ontology annotation, cellular component: nuclear microtubule; centrosome; cytoplasm. Lineage: Eukaryota; Metazoa; Chordata; Aves; Charadriiformes; Charadriidae. Gene Ontology annotation, molecular function: microtubule binding. The transcript has 9 exons. The record is from RefSeq and is a predicted model, not a curated record. Bases 1 to 954 code for a protein of 317 amino acids.